Messenger RNA from Orycteropus afer afer, 939 nucleotides. The record is from RefSeq and is a predicted model, not a curated record. NCBI's taxonomy places the organism in Eukaryota, Metazoa, Chordata, Mammalia, Tubulidentata, Orycteropodidae.
AUGGGCCGCCGAGCCCUCGCCGCCGCCGCCGCCGCCGCGCCCCCAGUCAGUGCUCCAUCACUGCGCUCAGCGCGCAGGCGCGCUCGCCGCGGCAGCCUGGGAAAUGUAGUUCCACCCGGGGGUCGCCGACAGCCGGGACACCUGGAGCCUGAGGUGCACCAGGAGAAGUUGGUGGAGAUGGCUGAAAUGGAGAGAGCCCGGGGCUGGGAGGCAGAAUCCCUACCAGGAACCACAAGCCUGAGUGUGAAGCAGGGACCUCCGUCACUGCAGGUGGAGCAGGACAGCCAGGUGACCCUCACCUGCCAGGUGGCCCAUGCCCAGGCCUGGGAGCGGCUCCGUGUUGGGUGGGCCAAGGGCACCGAAGAGCUCUGCUGGCUGCAUGUCACUAAUGACACCCUCAGCAGCCUGUGUGGCUGUGGGCCCUGGCGAGGGCUCUCCUGGCAGGCACCCGGCCACAUCACCCUGAGGCUGGACAUGGUGAACACCAACGACAGUGGGAACUACGUGUGCUGGGCAACCAUGGAGAUUCCUGAGCUGCAGCAGGCCAAGGGCAACGGCACACAGUUGCUGGUGAAGGGAGAACUCCACUUCGCGCUGCUGGUGGCUGGGGUGGUGGUCGUGACAGCUUUGGCGCUGGGCGGUGGGAUCUGGGGCUGCAGUCGUUACUGCCGGAAGGAUUCAGGAAAUACUUUCUACAGCAAUGUCCUAUACCGGCCCCGGGACACCCCAAAGAAGACUGACGCCUGUCCUGGGAAAGAGAAAGUUCUGGGUCCCCCAAGAUCGGAUCAGAAACCACAUCUGCCCCCCAAACCUUGCCCCAGAUCAAGGCCCAGCCACCCCAUAUCUGUGAUUAAGGUCUCUCCCAGCCCAGGUGCCUUUGAGCGGCCUUUGCCAAAAGGGUCCCCUAGAGCAGCACUGGAGAUAGGGGAGGAAGGGUAG